UAUAGCGAGAGCAUGCCCCUAGCAGAAACUGCCGAACACAGAAAUUCCAGAAAGAGAAUUUAAAUACUGUGUGUCCCUAAAUAUCUGCACCGGAAGGGAUGGCGGUGGGAGACGUGUAACAGGCAUUUAAUUCCCCCCCUCUGAUUUUCUCCAUUUGGUUUUUCCUUCCCAGACUGUUCCAAUGCGAGAGUCUCGCUGCCGACUCCUGCAGCUCCUCCUCCCGGCCGGGCCAAUGACUCACGGGGGGCGGAGACUACCGCUGGGCCUGCAGAGACUGCCCGCCCGGCUCGCCCGAGCUCGCCCGCUGCUCGCCAGCCCCCAGGAGGGUGGAGAGAAUUCGAACGCUUCCGCGGUUGGCUACUUAAUGUCCUAGUCUCAAGUUGCCUAACCUUGCGGCUGGCGUUCCUAAUACAGAUACGUCGUUUCUUUUUAAUACUCCCAAAGAAACAAUAGCUGUCAAGCUGGCGGAAGCAAUGGUUCACAUAAAGAAAGGCGAGCUGACCCAGGAGGAAAAGGAUCUGCUGGAAGUCAUCGGAAAAGGUACUGUCCAAGAAGCUGGAACAUUGUUAGCCAGCAAGAAUGUUCAUGUCAACUGCCUGGAUGAGAAUGGAAUGACUCCUCUAAUGCAUGCUGCAUAUAAAGGAAAACUUGAUAUGUGCAAAUUACUUUUACGACAUGGAGCUGAUGUAAAUUGUCAUCAACAUGAACAUGGAUACACAGCCCUCAUGUUUGCUGCACUUUCUGGUAAUAAAGACAUCACAUGGGUGAUGUUGGAAGCUGGUGCCGAGACAGACGUUGUCAACUCUGUAGGAAGAACAGCAGCUCAGAUGGCAGCCUUUGUGGGUCAACAUGAUUGUGUGACUAUAAUAAACAAUUUCUUUCCUCGAGAGAAACUGGAUUAUUACACUAAACCCCAGGGACUGGAUAAAGAGCCGAGGCUGCCCCCAAAGUUGGCAAGCCCACUGCACAAAAUUAUCACCACAACAAAUCUUCAUCCUGUCAAGAUUGUGAUGCUUAUAAAUGAGAAUCCUCUGCUGGCAGAAGAAGCAGCUCUGAAUAAAUGCUACAAGGUGAUGGAUUUGAUUUGUGAGAAAUGUAUGAAGCAAAGAGACAUGAAUGAAGUACUGGCUAUGAAAAUGCAUUACAUCAGCUGUAUCUUUCAGAAAUGUAUUAACUUCUUAAAAGAUGGAGAGAAUAAAUUGGACACUCUGAUCAAAAGCUUGUUAAAAGGCCGACCUUCUGAUGGCUUUCCAAUAUAUCAAGAAAAGAUCAUUAGAGAAAGUAUCAGAAAAUUUCCUUACUGUGAAGCUACACUCCUCCAGCAGCUGGUGCGAAGCAUUGCUCCUGUUGAAAUUGGUUCUGAUCCCACUGCAUUCUCUGUACUUACCCAAGCCAUCACUGGUCAGGUGGGUUUUGUGGAUGUUGAAUUUUGCACUACCUGUGGAGAAAAAGGAGCAAGUAAAAGAUGCUCAGUGUGCAAAAUGGUAAUAUAUUGCGAUCAAACCUGCCAGAAAACACAUUGGUUUGCACAUAAGAAAAUCUGUAAGAAUCUCAAGGACAUUUAUGAGAAGCAACAGUUGGAGGCUGCCAAAGAAAAGAGUGAAGAGGAGAACAAUGGCAAACUUGAUGUCAGUUCUAACUGUGUUAAUGAAGAGCAGCCAGAGGCUGAAACAGGAAUCUCCCAGGAGGACUGCAAUCCUAAAGAUUCUGUGGAAGGGGAGAGAGAAUCUCUUCAGAGUGAUGCUGGGCUGGAAUGCUUACAGGAUGCUCCUGUAGGUCCACAGCUGUCCGAGGAGUAAGAGCCGGAGCAAGUGCCAGCGUGGACAGUCCUCACCCUGGCAGGCAGCUGGAAAACCCGCGAGACUGUGUCCUCCUUGCCUCCACACCUGCAUGACACUGUGGCAGGAUUCCACAUUUCAUAGAAUACGUGCUCCAGCAAAGCUCUGUAUACCACGCCCUAAUUUCCUACUGAUUCUGUUCAAUAAUUGGUCAGAUAUUCCUAGGGAGAAUUUUUUUUCAAAAUAUAGGAGAAACAUUUCUAUUCCCUUUCUGAGGCAGGCUUCCCAGCAGCUGUUCUCAAAGGAAAAUAAAUCCCCUUUUAAAGAAGAAAUAUAGGCUUUAGGGAACAAAGAGGCAAGCAGAACAGUUGUAGGAGAGAGGAGAUUUUCAGGAAAGAAAAAUUUUAUAGCCAUAGAGAUGGGUAGUUAAAAGAAUCAUAACUUAUAUGUAAAUAAAAUGCAUAUAAAUAGCAUUUACAAUAGUGAAGUUCUACUUAUUAAGGUGCAAUGAAGAUAUGGGGACAUAUGUAUAUGUACAGCUGAUUCACUUUGUUAUAAAGCAGAAACUAACACACCAUUGUAAAGCAAUUAUACUACAAUAAAGAUGUUAAAAAAAAAGAUGCAAUGAAAUGAAGAAAAGCUACAUGUUAAAGGAUCUUUGCCAUAGUUCAGCUAAUUGUAGUUUUUCUAUAGAAUUUAUCCUGAGCAGCCUGAACUUUAUAUAGUUCUUGCAGUGGUGUUUUAUCUACAGUCUUUGUACCUUCAGAAAUGUCAAAUCCCCCAGGAGGAACUAAGGCAUAGCCACAGUUAUCUCAGCAUGUGCAUUUAAAAAGAUGUUUGACGAAAUUGUCAAUUAAACAAAGGCUAAACAUACUGUGUCCACAAUUAUUAUAAAACUAAUUCAUGUGCCAUUUUCUACUUGAAAGGCUUUUUACCUUCCUGUAAGCUUUUCAUGUGGCUCUUCCUGUCCACAAACUGAUUUGUAACUGUUACUUAUAGACUGUCCUGGCAUCAGUUUUUAGUGUCUGAGUAUUUAAAUAAAGCUAGAGUAUGAGAUCUGAAGAUAGUGCUGUGUUUCAAAGUUUCUUGUGUUGAUUUGUAAAAUAAAUUCUGCCUACUGAUACAGCC
Molecule: messenger RNA, 2906 nt
Organism: Kogia breviceps (pygmy sperm whale)
Lineage: Eukaryota; Metazoa; Chordata; Mammalia; Artiodactyla; Physeteridae
Gene: ANKMY2
Product: ankyrin repeat and MYND domain containing 2
Molecular function (GO): protein binding
Source: RefSeq, a predicted model, not a curated record